AUGGACAGCUUCAUUGCAGACCUCACAUCCGAUAUCUCUCGCAAACUCGCGCGUUUCAUCGCCCUCACAAGUGAGCGGGUAGAAAUCAAAUCGCAAAUAUAUGCCAUCGAGGAAGGCUUGGCUCCAAUACUCAAAUACAACAACGAGCUCGCGGAACAAGACCAUAUUCUGAAAGCUGAACGCGACUUUCUUGAUGCCGAAUACGAUCGCAUCCACGACUGUCUCGAGAGUGCCAAUAACGCGCGAGAGCCGCACGUCAAACUCGCGCUGGAGCAGGCCGUACAAGGAAUUGAAGAGGACCAUGAGCGGCUAAAUGCCGAAGGAGAGGCAUUUAGGAAAGAAGUGCAAGUCGUACUGGCGAUGGGAACCAAGUUGAGUGCUUCAAUGCGGGAGCAGUCGGCGAAAUUCGAUAUAAUGGCGGACCAAUGGCUCAGUGCUGCGAAUGAUCUCGCGCAGACAAUACACGUGCUUGACGAUGCGAAGCGGAUCGCGGUUCGAGACCUUCUGAUUGAACGGGGAGAACGUCCAGCGGCGGACGAGUUCUGGAAACUCUGCGGCGAGCACCAUCACUGCAAGGACUGCAAACAUUGA
Messenger RNA from Peniophora sp. CBMAI 1063, 591 nucleotides. Lineage: Eukaryota; Fungi; Basidiomycota; Agaricomycetes; Russulales; Peniophoraceae. The record is from the annotation of a GenBank genome assembly.